Messenger RNA from Prorocentrum cordatum, 1260 nucleotides. Lineage: Eukaryota; Dinophyceae; Prorocentrales; Prorocentraceae. The record is from the annotation of a GenBank genome assembly.
GGUCUGGCUCAAGGGCGCUGGGCCGGCGCAAAAAGCCCGAGCCGCGGUGCGGGGGCUUGGCGCGGGCGCGCGCUCGCGCACAGCGCCGCCGAGCUGGGCGCCACUGUCAGCGCGCGGGGUGGCGCGCGGUGGCGCGAUGUCGAGCGACGAGGCGACCUCGUUCACCAAGGUGAAGGAGCAGGUGCACGUCGACAUCCCGCAGUGCAUAGAAUCGGUGCUGGGCAAGGUCGGCGAGUACGACGCCAAGCAGGUCGAGGGCUGGAGCGAGCAGAUCGGGCAGGGCCUGAUCCAGAGGCUGCAGGAGAGCUCAGCUCCAUCUUCAAGUACCAUCGUCAACAUCAGCGUGAUGGAGAAGAAGGGCGCGGGCCUCCACACGAGCUCCGCGGUCUUCUGGGACGCGGAAACGGACGGUGCCCUCAGCUACCGCUGGGAGAACAAGGCGCUCGUCUGCGUGGUGCAGGCAUACGGCGUCGGCGUCUGAGGGCGCCCCGCGGCCCUCCCGUUGUUCAGGGGCUCGGCCCGCCUCCUCACCUCGCCGAUCACCAUGACGGGGAGGCCCGAGGACAGGGAGUCCCGAGGUUUCUCGCGUUUUGUCGUCCUCCUGAGCCCCUUUUCCCACGCCCUGGGCACGUCCAAGAUGUGACGCUGGGGUGGAGGGCAGGUCCUGGGGAAGGCCUCGGGGUCCAGGGCCCGCCUCCCCCGCUCGCCCUCGGGGCCCCCCUCCCCCAUGGCAACCUCGCCGAUUCUCUAGCUCCACCUUUGCCACCUCCACCCCCUUUAGUUUGACCCGAGUCUUGGCCUAGUCGCCGCGGGAGCUUCCGAGAAGCUGGCCCGGUUUUCUGAACGCCCCCUGCGAAUGCACGGGGCGCUUGUGAGCGCGGGGCCAGCCUGGCGGCUGCCGAGGAUGUGUUGCCCGAGGGCCAGCAUGGGCAUCUUCUCAGGUGGCCCUUUGUCAAACGUGAGCAGAGGGUCGUCGCGACACCGCUCUGCGGCUGGAGCGACGCCCGCGCUUGGCGACAGGGGCACGCUCCGACAGAGCGCUGGCACGGCUGCCGCGAUGCCGUUUUCGGUCGGAGCGACGCCGCGUUUGAUUGGAGCGGCGUUGUGUUUGGUGAGCGUGCGUUGUAGCCAUUGCGUUCGCCUUCGACUGAGUUGCCGCGCGGUCUCGCGCGAAGAAGCUGCUGUGAUUGCGGCGGCAACGCCAAAAGGGGCGGCAUUGUCGCGCCCAUAUUGCCAGUGUCGUCAUGGCGGGUCGUGGAU